Vanderwaltozyma polyspora DSM 70294 is the source of this 2505-nucleotide messenger RNA. It is a transcript of the gene SEC10, whose product is annotated as exocyst subunit SEC10. The record is from RefSeq and is a predicted model, not a curated record. Gene Ontology annotation, biological process: exocytosis; Golgi to plasma membrane transport. The transcript has a single exon. Gene Ontology annotation, cellular component: cytoplasm; exocyst. The coding region runs from base 1 to 2505 and encodes 834 amino acids. NCBI's taxonomy places the organism in Eukaryota, Fungi, Ascomycota, Saccharomycetes, Saccharomycetales, Saccharomycetaceae.
AUGAAUUCGUUGUAUGAGCUGGAUCCUAAGUGGAGGAAUUUGCUUUCGGUGAAUAAUUUUUUAGGAGGUCUAACUGUUAAUGAAUUUGUAGAGGAAUUGAGUAAAGACCAGACGUUGAAGGGAGCUGAAGAGUCCUCGUUGAGUUCUCAUUCUGAGGAUAUCUGGAAGAAAUUGGAUCCCAAGCCUUAUAUCAGAACUUUUGAGUCUACUUUAAAAGAGCUAAAUUCUCUAAAAAACGAUUCUUUAGGGAAAGAAAGUGUUUUGUAUAGUGAAGUCAAUAUACAAGAAUUGAAUCAUUCUAAAAAUACUAUACAUUUAUUUAAUAAACUAAAAUCUACCAUUAGUAAAUACGAUGAUUUGGAUAAUAAAUUAUCAAAUGUUAUACAAGUAUUAUCUCCCCUUGGUGAGAAAGUAGAGAAUAGUAUUAAACAAAAGAAAAAUUAUAUCAAAUCUAUUGAGUUGAUUGCACAAUAUAAUGAAUUCGACACUAAAGGCAAAUCUGAUCAUUUGAACGAAUUGUUGAAUUCUAGAAAUUGGCAAUUACAUUUGCAAGCUGUAAUAAUUGUUAAGAAUUUGUUAAUUUUAUCUCGUAAAGUGGAAACUAGUUCAAUUCCAAAAACUAGUGAAACAACUAAAUUAAUCGAAAAAUAUUCAGAAUCAAUGGAGAAUAAUUUAUUAGAAGAUUUCAAUAAUGCAUAUCGUGAAAAUAAUUUUGAACAAUUAAAUGAAAUUGCUUUGGUUUUAGAACAUUUCAAUGGUGGUGUCAAUGUUAUUCAAAGUUUUAUAAAUCAACACUCUUUCUUCAUCGAUACAAGUCAAAUUGAAGACGAUGAUUCUAAUCAAGUCAAUUUGGAGGAAUCUUUUAAAAGAAGAUUACUAGAUCCUGAUUUUCAUGGUGUCAAUUUCGAGAAAAGUCUAGUAUCUCUAUUAGAAAAUAUUGAAACAGUUAUUAAAAAUGAAUCUAAGAUUGUUAAAAGGGUCUUCGAUGAAAGUGCGCCACAUGUGAUUCAGUUAUUCAUUCAAAGAAUCUUUGUUCAGAAAAUUGAUUCUAAAAUUGAUUUGUUACUUAAUACUUCAUUCUCUUUAUCAGAUCUGGCAUUUGUCAGAAUGUUACAUGCCUUAUAUACACUUGUGGGACAAUUUGUUAAAGAUCUGGUGGAAUUCUUUAAGCUAUUGGAAAUAGAUCAAAAUAAUGUUAUUUCUGCCACAAUAGAACAAUGUUACUCGGAUCUAUUUUCAAAAUAUUUGUAUGAUAGAUCGAAAUAUUUUGAUAUUGAAAGAAGAAGUUUGGAAUCGAUAUUAAUUGAAAAAACAUCAACUUUUAACAUAUCUCAUGAAAAGGAAACUCGCGACAGAUCAUUAAACAAUAAGUUUAAUAACAAACUGGAAACCGGCGUAGUUGAUAACAAUGAAUUUGGAAGCAUUUCUAAAAGUAAACUAUCACAAAUUAAUAAUUUCUUCAAGACUCAUUUGGAUAAAGAACGUUUACCUUUAACUCUUGCGAAUGCCACCCGUGAAGUCCACAAUAUGGGCGCUACAGAAGGUGAACUAACUCAACAAGAGGUUAUAGUAGAUGAGAAGGAAUUCAAUAUUGCUAGUGCAGAUUUGAUGUUAAAAUGUGCAGUAGAAUCUGUUGCUAGGGUAAUGGAAUUAACACCAAGCAACUCCAGUUCCUAUAGUUAUGAGUUAUUAGAAUUGCUACAUGCUGGUAUCAUAAGUUCAUACGUGGAAACAUCCCUUGAAAUUUCCUAUUACAACAUUUUAAAAGUUGAUGUUUCUAAAGUUUUGGAUAUAAAUGUUUCAUUCUUGAAAUAUUUGACUAUUAGUACUGACAUAUUAAGCUUGCUGUCAGCAACCAUUAAAGCAGUUUUUCUACCGUUAUUAACAAAUUCUCCAGAUAUAAAGAAGAAAAUAAUUGAAGUUACAAAUAAUCAAAUUACAAGAUGUGAACUUUUAAUAAAUACUGUUGUUGACGAAUUGACACAUUUGUAUUCUUCUAAAUUCUCAGAAUGUUUAUCUAAACAAAAAAAGAAAGAUUUUGUACCUAAAUCACAAGAUCUAUUGGAUCAAGAUACAUUACCAGCAAUUGAAAUUGCAAAUAUAUUAGCAUCACUUCAUUCGCAAGUUUCAAUUUAUUUCAGAUCAAACAAUUUAACGAAUUUUUUAACAACAAUUGGUGAUAUAUUAUACAACAAACUGCUAACACAUUACGGUAAAUUCCAAGUCAGCUCCACUGGUGGUAUUAUAGUAACAAAAGACAUCAUUGGAUAUCAAAACGUAGUUGAAGAAUGGGAGAUUCCUGAAUUACUUGAGAAAUUUGCUACUCUACGUGAAUUAGCUAAUCUAUUUACAGUCCAACCUGAACUGUUAGAUUCAUUAACAAAAGAAGGUCAUCUAAUAGAUGUUCACAGAAAUGUAAUAUCAUCAUAUAUUUCAAACAGAGAAGAUUUCAACCAUGAAAAAUUCAUCUCUGGUGUUAAAUUGAAUUUUAAGCAUUAUGCAUGA